Molecule: messenger RNA, 2112 nt
Organism: Penicillium alfredii
Lineage: Eukaryota; Fungi; Ascomycota; Eurotiomycetes; Eurotiales; Aspergillaceae
Product: UTP25 family protein
Exons: 4
Coding region: 1-2112 (703 amino acids)
Biological process (GO): maturation of SSU-rRNA from tricistronic rRNA transcript (SSU-rRNA, 5.8S rRNA, LSU-rRNA)
Cellular component (GO): small-subunit processome; nucleolus
Molecular function (GO): U3 snoRNA binding; rRNA binding
Source: RefSeq, a predicted model, not a curated record
AUGCCUCCACGAGGGAGAGCCCCCAGAGGUCGCGGCCGACGUCCUCCUGGUCGCAAUGCCUUUGCCACCUCGCGCCUGCAGGAAAUUGAAUCAGACCCGUCGUCUGCCGAAGAAGAUGCGGCCAGCAAUCAAUUGGACGAGAACAUGGGCGAAGACAUCCCGUUGGAUGAGGGAUCUUCCAGCAGUGACGAGGAAGACCAAAGUACCGGGCGUCCUUACAAUGAACUACUCGAACUACUCCACGCCAACUCAGACUCCAAAGGACCAGCCCGGAAGAGGAGAAAGGUCGCUAACGAAGGGAACUCGGAAGAAAUCCAGUCUACGGUUGACCCGUCGGAUGAUUUGGAACACGAUAACGAUCUGCAAGCCCAGACACCUUCGGAUGACGAAGAGGAUGCCCAGGAUGUUGACGACGAUGACGCGGUCGGUCCUUUCGAAAAGCACUUCAAUAUCUCCGAGGGAUUGGCCGAUCUGGUCAUUAAGGUAGAGUCGGCCCGAUCAAAAAAAUGGGCCUCUGCAAAAAAGGAGCAAGAUGGACUUCGACUAGUGCAUACAACCCCCGACGGGACAGAAACCGGGAGUGCAUCUUUCCUGCCCGCGAUGAAGAGCACUGUCCCUCUCAAAAUCAAAAACAAGUUGAAGCCUCGUGCCACCGAGCUCCUGCCCACCAUUACCGGCCAGGCCCAGCAUCUAGCAUCAUAUGUGUUUGACUAUCAAGAUGUUCUUUAUGGAUCCCGAACGCCCUCCACCGCCGACACCAUGCGCGAUCUUCUGGCCCUGCACACUGUCAACCAUGUGGUGAAAACCCGAGACCAAGUGCUCAAAAACAACGCUCGUCUGGCCAAGGACCCAGACACCGAUAUCGAAUGCCGCGAUCAAGGGUUCACCCGGCCCAAGGUGCUUUACAUUCUACCCACGCGGCAGGCAUGUGUGCGCGCUGUCGAUGCCAUCACUCGAUUCUACCAGCCUGAACAACAAGAAAACAAAAAGCGCUUUGUCGAUGCAUUCUCGGGGCCCAAGGACGCAUGGGAGAAUAAAACCGAAGACUUCCGGGAGCUGUUUGGCGGCAACGACGAUGACAUGUUCCGGUUGGGGCUGAAGUUUACCCGCAAGACGGUCAAGUACUUCUCGCAGUUCUACAAUUCCGAUAUCAUUCUAGCGAGUCCUCUCGGUCUGCGGACAAUCAUGGACCAAGCCGAUGCCAAAAAGCGAGACUAUGACUUCCUGUCUUCAAUCGAGGUCGUGGUCGUAGACCACGCAGACGCGCUUCUCAUGCAGAACUGGGACCACGUCGACUACAUCUUCCAGCAUCUGAACUUACAGCCUAAGGAAGCACACGGGUGCGAUUUCAGCCGUGUGCGCAACUGGUACUUGGACAAUCAGGCGCGACAAAUCCGGCAGACCAUCGUUCUGGCAUCCUAUCUCACGCCCGAGAUCAACUCGCUGUUCUCGUCACACAUGCAGAACAUCUCCGGACGAGUGAAGAUGACGCCGCCGUAUGCGGGUGCAAUCACAGAGCUACCGUUGCCGGUCUCGGUCAAGCAGACAUUCUCCCGGAUCGACAGCCUGUCGCCUGCCAAGGACCCAGACGCGCGGUUCAAACACUUCACGACCACCAUUCUCUCGACUUUGGUGCGCAACAUCGCCGGCCGCGGCAAAGACGGUGGCGGCACACUGAUCUUCAUCCCAUCCUAUCUGGACUUUGUGCGCGUGCGCAACCACUUUGCCACGUCGGCGCAGACCACCAACGUCUCGUUUGGAGCCGUCUCGGAAUACACCGAGGCACGGGAUGUGGCGCGUGCCCGCAGCCAUUUCAUGACAGGCCGUCAUUCGGUGCUGCUGUACACCGAGCGUGCGCACCAUUUCCGACGCUAUCCGAUCCGAGGCGUGCGACGCGUUGUGAUGUAUGGCCUCCCGGAGAACCCGGUGUUUUACCGAGAGCUCGUGGGAUUCCUCGGCCUGGAUCCGGCAGCCGUGGUGGAGGCAGCCGAAGGCGGCGUGCGGGCGCUGUUUUCCAAGUGGGAUGCAUUGAAGCUCGAGCGAGUGGUGGGGACAUCGCGGAUCGGGAAUAUGAUGCGCGAGAAGGGCGGUGAUACCUUUACAUUUGUAUAG